This is a messenger RNA of Panonychus citri (citrus red mite), 2066 nucleotides long. RefSeq names its product homeobox protein unc-39-like. Gene Ontology annotation, cellular component: transcription regulator complex; nucleus. Gene Ontology annotation, biological process: regulation of transcription by RNA polymerase II. The transcript has 2 exons. The record is from RefSeq and is a predicted model, not a curated record. The coding region runs from base 479 to 1798 and encodes 439 amino acids. Gene Ontology annotation, molecular function: DNA-binding transcription factor activity, RNA polymerase II-specific; RNA polymerase II cis-regulatory region sequence-specific DNA binding. NCBI's taxonomy places the organism in Eukaryota, Metazoa, Arthropoda, Arachnida, Trombidiformes, Tetranychidae.
UUCACUUACUCUCUUCACUAAUCGUCUUCAUUUCCAUAGUCUUUUAACAACUUCAUCAACUUGUGUCAUUCGCUUGCUCGACAAAACAACUUUUAUCCUUUAGAACUUUUUUUUUUCUCUUAUUGUUCAAAUAUUAUUAUUCUAUUAUUAUUGGUGUUCUUUUUGUUUGUUGGUGCUUUUAGAAAACUUUUAUUAUUCUUCUUAAAACUUCACUUACAAUAUUUAACACUCGCCUCGAGGUGAAGGAGGGGACGACCCCGACAGAGAUAAACACUCAACAACUAUUUCGAAAAAGGUGCUGGACAUUAGGCCAACUUCUCUCUCUCUCUCUCUCUCUCUCUCUCUCACUUCGUCUUCUCUUCUGGUGCCUAACGUUUAUUUUUUGUUCUUUUUGUUUUGUAUUCACGUUCGUGGACUUUUGUUUUCUGUGUGUGUCGUUUUCUCCCUUUCGUACCUUUAUCGAAGUAAAAUAUUCCUCAUGAAUACAAGAGGAUUUUCGUAUACACCUUUUGGUCCCGCUUUAGAUGGACCGAGUAUCCCGAGUUCGGACAGUGAUUCCUCUUCGAGCUACAAGUUAUCAAUAUCUUCCUCUCCUCCACUCUCUUCCUCAACUUUACUUCCAUUACUUUCAUCCAUCAAAAUAACCCCACUUUCCACCUCGUCAUGUAUUAAUGUCUCACCCUGUAAACUUUCCUCACCCUUAACAUCAUCUUUAAAUAUUGGAACUUCCUCAAUUACACCAACAAUUAAAACCAAAAUGGAAGAUGAUUGUUACAGCUCAUCAACAGAGACAACAAUCUGCAAUCUAAAUAGUAGUCACACUUCACCACCAUCAACACCACAACAGCAACAACAACAACAAGCAAAUCUAAAUCAUCACUCUAAUCAGUUUAGAUUUCAAUCAGAAAACAUUCAAAGUCAUCACCAUCUCAACCAACAACAACAACACCAACAGCACCAACAAAACCACCACCAACAACAGCAACAACAACAACAACAAUCUCGUAACAAUCAUCGGCAAUUCACCGAUGUACUUCACGAUUCACUCCAUCAAAACCACCAACAACCUCAACAACCACUACAACAACAACAACACCUACAACACCACCAAACUCAAUUAUCUCACCACUCAAAUUCAGUGAAUAUCAAUAACAUCCAACGGUCAAGCAGCUUCGCUAAAUCGACCCCAUUGACGUGGACAUCGUACACAAAUGACCAGAUAACUUGUGUCUGUGAAGCUUUACUUCACUCGAAAGAGUUCAAAAAGUUGGAAAAUUUUCUCUGGACAAUUCCAGAAACACCUCAGAUCAGUCGCAAUGAAACUGUCCUUCGAGCUCGAGCUCAUGUCGCCUUUUACAGUGCUAAUUACAAAGAACUUUUCCAAAUAAUCGAAAGUUACUCUUUCGAUCCAAAAUAUCACGAUGAACUUUCCAAUCUAUGGUUUAAAGCUCAUUACAUGGAGACCGAGAAAACCAGGAAACGUCCGUUAUGUCCAGUGGACAAAUAUCGAGCUCGAAAAAAACAUCCACUUCCGUAUACGAUUUGGGAUGGAGAGGAAAGGAUUUACUGUUUUAAGGAGAAAUCAAGGUGUAUGCUGAAAGAGUGUUACAAUAAUGACCCUUACCCCAAGCCCGAGGAUAAGAAAAACAUCGCCGAGGCCACUGGACUUACGAUAGUUCAGGUCAGCAAUUGGUUCAAAAAUCGACGACAACGAGAUCAGACAAAGAAAGAGGCGAAAAUGAUUGCCGCUCAUUCAGCCUCGAAAACGAUUCAUGAUUAUUCAGAGAGUUUCCUGUGAUUCUUGAUUGAUUGUUUCUUUUUCAAUUUCUAUUCAACAAUCAAAUUAAUAUCCUUUUCGAUAUCGACAAUUAAUUGUUGAUUAAAUGUUUCUUUUUGUGUAUAUAUACAAUUUUCCAGUCGAUAGUUAAUACCCAAACAAUUAACCUACUGGUUGGUAAAACUUUUCAUUCUCUAAUUGUAGUUAAUUACAAGUGACAAUAGAUUCAACUAAUAAUUAGCCUAAAAGUAUUACGACAACAAUUAAAUAUUGAAAAUUUAACCAAAAA